Molecule: messenger RNA, 1713 nt
Organism: Microthlaspi erraticum
Lineage: Eukaryota; Viridiplantae; Streptophyta; Magnoliopsida; Brassicales; Brassicaceae
Source: the annotation of a GenBank genome assembly
AUGAAGAAGAAGCAAAAGCUGGACAGAUCUGUCGAUGUUGAUGAUGAUGACAAGGCUGAAGUUGACUCUUCUUCACUAGCGGAAGAGGAGAAGCGUCGUUAUAAAUCUAUAGCUAAAAUUGCUAUCGGUUAUGGGAUCAAUCCUUCUGUUGAGAACUCGGCCAUUUCAGACUUGAUACACACAUUUUCCCCAAAUGUCACUCUCGAAACUUCCAAACUCGUGAGCGCGGUUAUGGAGAUUUACGAACAAGGCAAAGAGAAAGUCAAGGAACUUUUGAGAGACUCGCAAGGGAAACUAACACUCUCCUACGAAUGGAUUGUUCAUGGAGAUGACUACGGGAUCGACGAAGACAACAUGGAACUUCUGCACGAGGACUUCAUCGUCGUCAGCGCCUACUUCGUCGACGCGAGAUUCAAGAUGAACAAAUGGAUCUUGGCGUACCAUCCACGUUCCUCCAUGCGUGUGAAAGACGUUUACGUGGAUCCUUUCAAGGACGUGAUCGCGGAGUACGGGAUCGAGAGCAAGGUCUCGACUCUCCUCGUGCCUAACUACAGCGAUCUCGGUGUGAAGGCGUUUGAUGAUUUCAGGAAAUGGAUUGAGGAGAGUGGGAAGACUCAGAUAAACCCUAAUGCGUUCCUCGUUUACUGCUGCUCUGACAUUUUUAGGUUAAUGGUUGAUGACAUGUAUAAGGAGAUAGGGUUUUCGUUGAUGCACUGUGUUCGGAUGCUUGUUGGCUGUGGAACAAUGGCGCCUAAGAACUGGAACGUGACGCUGCGUCAUCUGCAGAAAGCUGUUGACAUGGAAGCCAAGAACGUGUUUGAAGAGGAUGAGGAUUACGACGUCUACGAGAAGCCAGAUGAGGAAGAAUGGAUACAGAUCAAGAUUUUCUGCAAGCUCGCGAGUUGCAUUUAUACAGUCGCCAAGGAGCUUUUCGAUGGAGAGUAUCAGACGUCUAACGUCUACUUCCACCUUCUUGCUGAGCUCAAGAACAUGCUAAACGAGGAGAUGAAGAGCUGGGAUGAAGAGUACGUCCUCGACAAAGAGAAGGAGGUGUUGGAGAGGUUUGAUAAGUAUUGGAACGAUAUGUUUCUUGUUUUGGCAACUGCGUCUGUGUUGGACCCUCGUUUCAAGAUGAAGUAUCUUGAGUUCUACUGCUCCAAGAACGAAGGCUCAAAGGCUGAAACCGUUUUGGACUAUCUACGCAGUCUUUAUUCUAGCUACGCAGCUAGCGAUGUCGGUCCACGGCAAGAACAUGGGGAUGGUGCGGUUUACCGUCAUCCUGACUGGAUUAAGAAUAUAUUGGAAGAAGAGGAAGAAGAGGAAAAGAGAGAGAGAGCGAAAGAGAAGGAGAAGGAGAAGGAGGAGAAGAAGCCGGAUGCGUAUGAUGAUUUUGUUUUGUUUCAAGAAUAUCUCAAGUUUGAAGGAUCUUCAGCUUCGAGAGAGCUUUGUGAAGGAGAGCUUGAAGCGUAUCUCAAGGAACCGGUUUUGGAGUGGAAGAAAGACUUCCAGGCAUUGGCAUGGUGGAAAGAAGAGAGCCAGAAGUAUCCGAUCCUGUCACGAGUGGCUCGUGACAUUCUCUCGAUUCCUGUCACGCGUGGCACAUCGCACCGUGCUUAUGUUGUGGACAAGAGAGGGUGUCCUGAUUUUAUUGUCUCCUUGGAGGCCAAGCUUGUGAACGCCAUGAUGUGCAGCGAGAGCUGGCCACGUCGUUGA